Molecule: messenger RNA, 1214 nt
Organism: Arabidopsis arenosa
Lineage: Eukaryota; Viridiplantae; Streptophyta; Magnoliopsida; Brassicales; Brassicaceae
Source: the annotation of a GenBank genome assembly
AUAUCAAUUAUUAUGGUUGGUCUUUUGUGAUCGAAAAAUCUAAAACACACAAUUCAAGAAAAAAAACAGAAUGGAUGAGAAGGAGAUCCCAAAGAACCUGGAGAGAGACGACGAAGAAUACGUAAGUUUGAUCUCUUCACUUCCUUCAGAUAUAGAUUUCGUUGGCCGAGAGCUGUUCAAGUACCAAGAAUCUUGGUACGGCAACAAAAUGUUGCAAGCAAUACUCAAUUUCCAACGAGGUUUCGAGCCACAAGACACGGACAUAAUCAUUGCUUCGUUCCCCAAAGCCGGCACUACUUGGCUCAAAGCUCUCACUGUAGCCCUCCUUGAGAGAUCCAAACACUCUUCUGAUGCUCAUCCUCUUCGACUUGAUAAUCCUCAUAACCUAGUACCAUUCUUCGAGCUCGAUCUGUACGCCAAAAGCUCGAAACCAGAUAUGACCAAUUUCUCAUCAACCCCGAGGGUAUUCGCGACUCAUGUGCCGCUCCACACGCUGCAAGAAGCUCUCAAGAACUCUUCUUGUAAGAUUGUGUACGUGUGGAGGAACGUGAAAGAUGUGUUGGUGUCUUAUUGGCAUUUCAAGUCUGCACUGAUGAAGGUAGAAGCAGAGAGAAGCUUGUUGGAGUCAAUGUUCGAAUCGUUUUGCAGAGGAGUUAGCUAUGGCGGACCAUUCUGGGAACAUGUCUUGAGCUAUUGGAGAGGAAGCUUGGAAGACUCCAAGAAUGUGCUUUUCUUGAAGUACGAGGACUUGAAAACAGAACCUCGUGUGCAGCUUAAGAGACUUGCCGAGUUUUUGGAUUGUCCUUUCACGGUGGAAGAAGAACAGAACGGAUCAGUGGAAGAGAUCUUGGAACUUUGUUCAUUGCGUAACUUGAAGAAUUUGGAGAUCAACAAAAUCGGGAUAAUGUCAAGAGGAGUCGAUCACAAGAAUUUUUUCCGUAAAGGGGAAGUCGGUGACUGGAAGAAUUAUCUGACUCCUGAAAUGGAGAAGAGGAUUGACAUGAUCACCGAGGAUAAAUUUGGAGGUUCGGGUUUGAAAUUCUAAGUUAUGUAUGUGUGGUUUGUGCUCGUUUUUAUGUUCCUUGAUUUAUGCUGAACCUAUGCUUGCUUUCAUGUUCAUUGUUUCUUUUCUUGAUUUGUGAUUCAUGAUGUCUAUCUUUUGUUACUACUUUGGUGUCGAAUUCGGUUUGAUUUAAUUAAGAACAGUGAUGUGA